Messenger RNA from Plenodomus lingam JN3, 549 nucleotides. RefSeq names its product putative proteasome subunit beta type-4 (gene PCB4). Lineage: Eukaryota; Fungi; Ascomycota; Dothideomycetes; Pleosporales; Leptosphaeriaceae. Gene Ontology annotation, cellular component: proteasome core complex, beta-subunit complex; nucleus; proteasome core complex. Gene Ontology annotation, biological process: proteasomal protein catabolic process. The record is from RefSeq and is a predicted model, not a curated record.
AUGCGAGGCGCCACCAUCCUCAAGGCCUCUGACGACAAGACCCGGGUGCUCAACACACAUACCCUGAUGGCAUUCUCGGGUGAAGCAGGAGAUACUGUCCAGUUUGCUGAAUACAUUCAGGCAAACGUUCAGCUGUACUCGAUGCGCAACGAUAUGGAGCUUUCACCUGCCGCUACCGCCAACUUCGUCCGAGGCGAGCUAGCGAGAGCGCUACGUUCAAGAAAGCCAUACACUGUGAACCUACUCCUUGGAGGCUACGACACGAUCAAGGACAAGCCUACCCUAUACUGGAUUGAUUACUUGGCGAGUCAGGCUGCGCUCCCAUAUGCGGCACAUGGAUAUGCACAGUACUACUGCCUCUCACUGCUUGAUAAGCACCACCACCCAGAUAUCGACUAUGAGCAGGGUAUCAAGAUCCUACGGAUGUGUACAGAGGAGCUGAAGCGACGUCUGCCCAUCGACUUCAAGGGCGUCUUCGUUAAGGUCAUAACCAAGAAUGGAAUCAAGGACGUGGACUAUGAGGACGAUGUCAAGGUUGCGAUACCUUGA